ACGAGGAGGUUGUGUCUUUCCAAGCCGCCAUCGGGCUAUUGGUUUCACCAUAGUAUCCUAUCUCAUAUAGCGUAUGGGAAGCAACACAACUGUGCUUGGGACUCAUGCUAUUUAAGGUGCACUUUUGCCCCCUGGCUGCUUUGACUUCCGAGCCUCCCAAUCAUACUUCGUGAAUUUUCUAAUGGUGAGAAACAGAAUGGCUUAGGAAUAACUCUGACAGCAGGAUUCAAGAUUGGCAGGCAUAUACUUUCCCCCCCCCUUCUCUUUACUCUCAAUGCCUCCUUUACCUCGUCUGUGCUUCCAUGCGCUCCAGCUGCGUCUUGGUCCCAGGAACGUCAAUUCUGUAUCAUUGAGCCCACGUAUUGCCUUGCAUCUGUUUUUGGUGGUGCUCUGGAUACCACUUAUGGCAACUUUCCAUGUACAAAGGAUGAUGAUAAUUUUGCAUUUGGAAAGGAUUUGAAGUUGUAUGCAAAAUGUUGUCCAAUUUAAUGCCCCACUCGUAGUUAAACC
Messenger RNA from Aspergillus fijiensis CBS 313.89, 510 nucleotides. RefSeq lists its product as uncharacterized. Lineage: Eukaryota; Fungi; Ascomycota; Eurotiomycetes; Eurotiales; Aspergillaceae. The transcript has a single exon. The coding region runs from base 275 to 460 and encodes 61 amino acids. The record is from RefSeq and is a predicted model, not a curated record.